AUGAAGAUUGCAUUUAUCCAUCUUGCCCUUCUUGGGCUAAGCUCAACUGGUCUAGCCAUGAUGAACAGACCGCCUCUACGCCCAUCAUCGCCUGGCAAUCAUCUCAAGGAUGCAAUCAUCAACGGUUUGAAGGAUUGGGGCCCGGCCGGUUCACUUAAGCCACCUACAGGCCAGAAUCCGCCUAUAAAAAACAUGCCCGGCGCGGUUCCAACACAUCACAAGCCCAAGGACCCGAAUCAAAAGACUGGCGUGACGAGAGUCCCAGGCCAGCCUCUGGGACCUGAAAAGAAAUGCAGGCCGUGUUUCAGAAAGAGGCAAAUCUGCUGUGACGGUGGGCGCAAGCCUACCAAACCGUCGAAGCCGACACCGAAACCGCCCUCCAGGGUGAACAAGGGCACCCGCCCGGCCUACAAGCCUAGCCGCUUCAAAGUGCCCAAAUCUGCUGGCAAAGCUGCCGCGUUUAUGCUCGUGGCGCCUUACGCUCACAAGGCGCUUGACGCGAUCAAGAGCAUGGACAAUCCCGUCGGACACGGCGUCACCUGGUUUGACGACUCCAUGGCCGACUUCCAAGAAUCCAUUGGCGGACCACAGCGCGACGAUAUAUACGGCAACGAGCUCAAGCACAAAAUGAUUACGAGUAUGGGUAGCGCUCUGCAAUUAGGUUUUGAGACAACUUGGCAAACGAGUGAGCGUCUCGUCAAGGAGGCGGCCGCCAGGGAAGAGGCACGCCGCCAGGAAGCGGCCAAGGAAAAAGAGAGAAUCAUGGGCCUCGAACAGCUUUUUGCGACCUGUGCCGAGUUUGGGGCCAAGAUACCAGAGAGUACUCCGCUUGGAAAGGCAAUGCGUGAUCACUGCAAUCAGGUGGCAACCGCGCUGAGAAAGGUUCAGGCCCGGGAAGUGGGAAAGUCGAGGUCGAAGAGAGCAACGGAGCCAGAUUACUGGUUCGAAAAAUGCAAGUCUUUGGAAGAGCUUCCGAGUCUUGACGCGGCAGACGAUGAGAAUCUCCACAUUGUCGGUCCCGCCGCGACGGAUGACAGCCGAGUUCUUACAGACUAUCUUGCUGGCGUGCCGGGUGCCCAGAGACGGAUUCGGAUGGUCCUUCCGGCUUCACUGAGUAGAUCCAAACCGGUGUUGUUCACUGCUGUUCAAAAGCGACCGCUAGGCAUAGUACCUCAUCAAAGUCCGGCGGCAGAAAAGCUGGAAAUUAUAGAAAAGCUUCUCGAGCUCAGACUGGAUGAUAUGAUUGAGACGUAA
Beauveria bassiana ARSEF 2860 is the source of this 1254-nucleotide messenger RNA. Its product is annotated as fungal specific transcription factor. The record is from RefSeq and is a predicted model, not a curated record. The coding region runs from base 1 to 1254 and encodes 417 amino acids. The transcript has 2 exons. NCBI's taxonomy places the organism in Eukaryota, Fungi, Ascomycota, Sordariomycetes, Hypocreales, Cordycipitaceae.